AUGGGGAAAGUUCUAGGGCUCAACGUCAAAGGAAAGAAAUCUGAUACACUUGACAAAAUUGUUGAAUUAGAGCUCAAAGACAAAGAAAGAAAUGGGGGAGAGGAGAAUGAAAGACAUAGAAACAUAUUGUGGGAAAGUCUUGUUAGGCUAAAGAGUAUCUUCUCUAAUCCAUGGUGUAAGGGAGGAGAUUUCAAUGAGAUAAGAAAUAUUGGAGAAAUGAUUGGCUGCUCUAGAAAGGACAAAAGGAUGAGAGAGCUUAAUGAAUUCAUAGACAAAUAUGAGUCAACUGACUUACCAUUGCUUGGAAGGAAAUACACCUGGUGUAAGGCAGAAGAAAAUGAGAAGUGGAGUAGGAUUAAUAGAAUUAUGCUUAGUCCUAAAUGGCUAAUCAAAUUCAAAUUGAAGUUAUGGGGCUUACCUAGAUUACUCUCUGAUCAUUGCCCUCUUUUGAUAAGGGAUGAUGAGAAAGACAUUCAGAAGCUAAAGUUGCUAAAACUAGCUCUCAAGAAGUGGAAUUGUGAUGUUUUUGGUAACAUCUCAACUAAACUGAAAGCAGCUGAGGUAGAAUUACAUGAUCUUGACAUAUCUGCUGAAGAAAGACCAUUGAUUGAAUCAGAAAGAGAUAGAAGGAGGAUUAAGCAUGAGGCUCUUUUAUACUUUGAGGAACAAUUCACAGAAGACUGGGCAAAUAGGCCAUCUUUGGGUGGUAUGUUCAAAUUAGUGCAAGUGAACCAUUUUUUCCAUGAGCUAGAAACAAAGUUCUCUGAAGCUAAAAUUAAGGCAGCCAUUAAGGAGUGCAAUGGUAAUAAAACACCAGGCCUAGAUGGUUUUAACCUGCCAUGCUUCCAGAAAUAUUGGAAGGUUAUAAAAAAGGAGAUUCUCAUGUUCAUAAGAGACUUUCACACACAUUGUAAGCUUACAUAUGGGAUCAAUAGUUCCUUCAUCACUCUUAUCCCCAAAAAUGAAAAUCCUGUGGAACUGGGAAACUAUAGACCUAUUAGUUUGGUGGGCUCCAUUUACAAAAUCCUUUCAAAAGUCCUAGCUCAUAGGCAGAAAAAAGUUAUUCUUGAAGUAAUAGGGGAUACUCAAUCUGCUUUUCUUGGAAAAAUGAACAUUUUAGAUGGUGUACUCAUUGCCAAUGAUGUUAUGGAUAGUUGGAAAAAAUCUAAGAAAAAAAUAUAUCAUCAUCAAACUUGA
Molecule: messenger RNA, 1197 nt
Organism: Camellia sinensis
Lineage: Eukaryota; Viridiplantae; Streptophyta; Magnoliopsida; Ericales; Theaceae
Source: RefSeq, a predicted model, not a curated record